Helianthus annuus (common sunflower) is the source of this 346-nucleotide messenger RNA. Its product is annotated as dual specificity protein kinase CLK1. Lineage: Eukaryota; Viridiplantae; Streptophyta; Magnoliopsida; Asterales; Asteraceae. Gene Ontology annotation, cellular component: cytoplasm. The record is from RefSeq and is a predicted model, not a curated record. Gene Ontology annotation, biological process: peptidyl-serine phosphorylation; peptidyl-threonine phosphorylation. The transcript is spliced from 2 exons. Bases 22 to 312 code for a protein of 96 amino acids. Gene Ontology annotation, molecular function: protein tyrosine kinase activity; protein serine/threonine kinase activity.
UCAAAAGAUGAAGUUGUGUUCAUGCUUGCACGAGUGAUUGGACUGCUCGGGCCAAUCGAUUACCAUAUGCUAGAAAGAGGUCAUGAAACAAGCAAAUAUUUCACCGUUGAGUUCGAUCUUUAUCGCAUAAACGAGGAAACAAACGAGAUGGAAUACAUAACCCCACAAGAAACAUCUUUGGAAGAACGCGUACAAGUUUCCGAUACAUUAUUACUCGAUUUUAUUGGUAACUUACUUGAGAUCAACCCACGAAGGCGACCCACAGCCCGAGAAGCCUUGAAAGACCCCUGGCUAUUGUUUCCCUACGGUUGAACUUCGUUUUUUGUUAAUUUUUUUUGUUUAUAAU